Leptosia nina is the source of this 2193-nucleotide messenger RNA. The record is from the annotation of a GenBank genome assembly. NCBI's taxonomy places the organism in Eukaryota, Metazoa, Arthropoda, Insecta, Lepidoptera, Pieridae.
AUGUCUCAAGAAGGCGGUGUUCAGGUCUCAACGGGGCCAAGUUCCACUGGCACCGCCACCACAGAUCCAUCUAGAAUGAGCGUCUCCGACUCUUUAUCAAAGGUCAGCAAAGCUGGAUUCUCUUUUAUGGAAGCAAGGCAGGCUCAUCACGUUAUAGAAAGCGGUGUUGACUUCACCCCGGAUGAUAUAGUAGAUCCGGACUUUAUCACCAUGUUUGAUACAUUUACACAUGCCGCUUUCGAAGGUAAACCCAGAGGAAAGAGUGAGGUCGCCCUCAAAGGCAAAUCCAAAUCAACAGCCGACAUGGGAAUGAAAGUAUUCGCAACGACCAUCUCCCUUGACGACAUCCAUAUCGAUCACACACAAAACACAGAAGAAGGCGUCAUUCCUGACGACUUGGAUUUGGAAAUCGCACCAUCAGCCUUCUAUCUACCAAAGGAGUACCCAGUCAUGUCGUAUCCGCCGGACGUCUUAAUCGUUCUUAAGGAGACAGAAACACAGUUUAUGUUUGAACUGCCAUGUUUCACUUACGAAAAGGGAACUGCAGAAGCAACUGUGGUGGAAGAAGAGAACGAAUUUUAUCAAUACAUCACAGUUGGGAAGGGAAGAAAUAGAAAGAUGGUAGUUGAGGAGACACAGACGGAAGCGAAGGUGACUCAAACUCGUCAUACGCUUGCGACGAGGCCUCAAAAGAAAAAUGCUAUCGUUUUUGCGUCUAUGUGGGACAUGCACGAUACAUACGCGAGGUUGGCAAGAAUUAAGGCAGCUGAAGAGCCCGAUGAGAUGGUUUUAUAUCAGUCAGCUGCACCAAGCCUUCUUCGUAAAAGAGUGAAAGUGCUAGACACUAGCGAAAGAAGGGGAAAGACAUUUAAUGAAAUUGGAGCAAUGCCGGAAUUCUUCGACGCGGCUCUUCUAACGGAACGAGUUCUGUCAACACUCGAAUACUGCGAACAACAGAAAAAGUUCCGUGGCCUCGUAACAGUAGACCCUCUCUCGCUUGAUUUGGUUUACGUGUAUUCCUUGCAACCUCUCUGGACCCUCGAGUGUGAAGAGGCCGCUAACCGACCGAUAACGAGCAUUUCUUUCAACCCUAAGAACCAAAACAUUAUGGCAGUCGGCCAUGGAAAGUAUACUUACGCUGAUCACAUGUCUGGUAUAGUUUGUGUUUGGUGUACGAAAAAUCCAUGCAAACCGGAGCGGAUGUAUCAUUUCCAGGAUCCGCUCACUUCAGUGGCAUUUUCUGAUAAGAAUCCUAAUUGGUUGGGAUGCGGAUUUGCUAAUGGUGACGUGUUAAUCCUAGAUGUUACUUCAUACACAAUUAAAACAAUAGCUAAGAGUGAGAGAGACACUAAUCCUUGCUUCGAACCAAUUUGGGCGAUUUGCUGGCGGAGCAUAGAUAAGGAUAACCAAUACUUGAUGACGACGUGUCAAGACGGAAGAAUUAAUAGGUUUACAAGCACUAAGACGCAUGAUUUUAUAUGUACACCGAUGAUGCGAAUUUCCACUGUGGAGGGGCAAAUGAAGGAGUUGGAGACACCGAAACAAUGCUUGAAGGUUGACGUACCAGUAACGAGAUAUCCAGCAGCUCUGUGCAUGAAGUGGCAUCCAGUGAUUGACCACAUAUACCUUGUGGGGACAGAUGAAGGCUGCAUCCAUAAAUGUUCGACACAUUAUUUAAACCAACACAUGGAUGUGUUUCGAGCUCAUUCGGGGCCUGUCUACAGCAUGGAGUAUUCCCCAUUCAUGAAUACGCUUCUGGUGUCGUGUGGGGCAGAUAAUGCGAUACGUCUAUGGAUUGAGGGCAUGGACGAUGUAAUUAUGACGCUUAACUGCCCUAGCGCAGUAUUUGACAUCGCAUUCUGUCCAAUAAACUCGACGAUAUUAAUAUCGGCUAGCGGUAACGUAUUAUCGAUUUGGGAUCUCCGUCGCAAGACUCAUAUACCAUGUGCGGAAUACGCGUUUCAUCCCAGCGUAUUAUUGAUGUACAUUAAAUUUUCGCCCUCCGGAGACAACGUUUUCGUUGGAGAUACGUUAGGUCGCAUUCACACGUUCCACUUGGAAGAUACACCUAUACCCCCCUACUAUCAGAAGAAAUUAUUAGACGAGGCGGUAAAAAAGGCGUUAUGCACACGGCCUCAGUUACUAAAACAACUAGAUAAGUUAGAGAAAAUGAAACAGAAGCAAUCUGGGUGA